This is a messenger RNA of Octodon degus (degu), 2016 nucleotides long. RefSeq names its product abhydrolase domain containing 14B (gene Abhd14b). The record is from RefSeq and is a predicted model, not a curated record. Gene Ontology annotation, cellular component: cytoplasm. The transcript is spliced from 4 exons. Bases 613 to 1245 code for a protein of 210 amino acids. Lineage: Eukaryota; Metazoa; Chordata; Mammalia; Rodentia; Octodontidae.
CACACACGCGCGCGCCCAGAGCCUGGGUGGCUCCCCGUCUGUCCCAGGCUCGGGGGUCUGCGUGGCCCAGGCCUGGUCCCGGGAUGCUCUGCAGAGCGCCGGUUCACUCGUCGGCACCCUGAGAAGGGUGGCAGCUUCCGCCCAUUCUCCAGGCAAGGAAAUAGGCUCUGGGGCGCUGCGCGAGCGCUGAAGGCCACCUGCCGGACUCCGGCAGAACUCUGCGCUCCAACCUUUACCCCUCUACCGGGCGCCAAGCGGCCAGUGCAGGCGUGACGGGAUGAGGACUGGGGAACGGAGGAGAGCCGUAAGGAACCGAACGAACCCUCCUCCGCAGGGGCGCCACGUCUUUCAGGCGCAGGUCACCGAGGGGACUGAAAACACGCCCAGCUUGGCGCCUGGGGCCAAGGAUUUGGGGAAACUAAAACCGCUGUGGCUGUGACAACAGGAGUGGGUUUAGCGGCGCGACCAACCCAGAGGCAGCUGUGGCCAAAAGAGGGCACCAUGGAGCAGGGCCCGGCUCUUCCUAGUUUUCCUAUUCUUCCCGCAUUCUCCCAGCUGCCUGCACGAAACCACGCAGCUCCCCAGGCACAUUAGGACACGGUGGUUGCAGCAAUGGCAAGUGUGGAGGAGCACGAGGGCACUGUCCAGGUGCAGGGCCAGGGCCUAUUCUUCCGAGAAGCACGGCCUGGCAGCGGGCAGACUGCUCGUUUCUCUGUGCUGCUGUUGCAUGGCAUCCGCUUCUCUUCUGAGACCUGGCAGAACCUGGGUACACUGCAUAGGCUGGCCCAGGCUGGCCACCGGGCUGUAGCCAUUGACCUGCCAGGUCUGGGGCGUUCUAAAGAAGUGCCUGCCCCUGCUCCCAUUGGGGAGUUGGCCCCUGGCAGUUUCCUGGCAGCUGUGGUGGAGGCCUUGCAGUUGGGCCCCCCGGUUGUGAUCAGUCCAUCACUCAGUGGCAUGUACUCCCUGCCCUUUCUCACAGCCCCUGGUUCCCAGCUCCGGGGCUAUGUGCCUGUGGCCCCCAUCUGCACUGAGAAAAUCAGUGCUGCCGACUAUGCUGGCGUGAAGACUCCAGCUUUGAUUGUAUAUGGAGACCAGGACCCCAUGGGUCACACCAGCUUUGAGCAUCUGAAGCAGAUACCCAACCACCGGGUGCUUGUCCUGCAGGGGGCAGGGCACCCCUGCUACCUGGACAAACCUGAGGAGUGGCACAGGGGGCUGCUUGACUUCCUACAGGGGCUGGCAUGAGCCAAGCCCUGCAGAUAGAGGGGUUGGCUACUACCUGCCUGCCUUAGGAUCUCUCUCCUUGCUCAGUGGGCUCUGGCUAACCAUGCAUUUCUAACAGGUGUGUCUAUCUUCUUUUCUGCUUCUUUUACUUGCAGCGAUGAGGUAAAAUGAAGAGGAAAAACUCAGAAAUCAAUGGAUGUACUCUGGCAGAGCUUAAUCCAGGAGCUUCUACUGGCUAUCCUUCCUUCCUCUCCUUGCUUGGCAGGCCAGUCAUCCCCUUCCCCACUUCCCUACCCCUGAGACCACAGUUACAUACACACAUGCCCACACACAUACACAUUAGAGGCACCUACGCUCUCAGGCAGGUCCCUUCACUUGGGAGCAACUAACUCGAUCUUUCUGAUCAGACUGUAUCUUCCCAGGCACAUUGGGUACACAUCUUGGCUUGCCCAGGUACAAGUGGAUUGCAAGCUGCAGCUCCUCACUGCCUGGGAAAAAGUGAGGACCUCACCAACCAACCUUGGGCCAGGCUUAGGGCGUGGCCAACCCUAGACUCCACCCACUCACCUACUGGUUACUAUGGUCUGCAGCCUAGAAUUGCCCCUGACCAAGGGAGGGCUGACCCCUGCCUCUAAAACUCUCUGCUUUUUCCUCUGCUUCUGGGGUCUCCACCCUUUAGCCCCACCCGUUAUCAGGCUUGGGUCUUCUCAGCCAAGCUUGUUUUCUGCCGUAUGGUUUAAGGAGUGAGAAGACAGACUGUGGAGGCUGGUGAAAUAAAGCGAUGCAAUUAGA